AAUAAAGUCAACUGUCAUUUUAGGUUAUGAAGCAUUGCAAUUUGCAAUAUAAAAAUUCCGUAUUUUCUUAUUAUUUUAAUUUAUUUCUAACGACUUUAAGAUAUGAAAUAGGAAUUGAGAAGCAAAACUAGAAGACUAAUCUAUUUUAUAUUAAUCACUCUGAAUUUUAGAUCGUAAUGUUUAUCCCAGUUGAAUUCAUUCAUCCAUUAUUAAACAUAAAAUGUAUUCUUUUCGUAAGGAAGAUAAUGCGCAGCACUGUAAUGGAAAACUGACAUUCGAAGCAGAAUUGUAUAGUAAUGCUUAAAUAAAUAUUAAUUGGAUUUAAAACUUUUAGACGAGAAUUGCAUGCAACAUCGAUGCAUCGAUACCUAUCGAAAAGAGCUUAAAUAAAAGGCUUUCGAGCUGUAUUAACAUAUCUUUUUCUAAUUUAUCUGGGAAUUACAAUGUAGACUACAAUUUAGCAAUUCUUGGAGAUGUAAAAUCUUGUUGAAUUUGAAUGAUAAGAGCACAAAACAAAUAAGAAUAAUAUAGAAAAGAAGCAAUGUUAAAUUUAUUGUUCCGUAAUGUUUUAACAAAUAAGUUUCUGUGUUGUACUUAAACUAUAUAAGACCUUUUUUUGAGAAUUAACUGCUCUAAUCCACUACUAUAGCUUAUCUAUAGGGUAGACUUACUUCUGCUACUAGUUCGCAGGUGAACCUUGUCCGAGACAGCUCAAGUGAAAGUUCUAUCCUGCUGCUUACGCAUCCAUAAAGCCGAGUCCCUCGAUGAAGGCCUCAAUCCUUUUCAAUGGAUGUCUGUUUGUGUAUCCAGGGGCCAUAACAGGGAUGUAUAAGUAUUGUCAGUAUAGAGACAAAUCACUAUGUAAAAUGUAUGUAGAAACAAUAGUAGAUUCGCUCUGUCAUGUACUCUAUUUAUUGGAGUGAUAUCACUGUACUUUUGUAUAAACUGUACUUCUAUCAUAUUGAGGUGUUUUAGCACUUACAAGGGAGCUUUAUGCUCAUUACUUUGUACCUAAUGCUCAGUUAUUUCUUAGUCUGUAAUGCUUAUUAUGCUAAAUGAUUAUUAUUAGUUGAAAUAAAUACUUUAAACUAUUAACACCAAUAUUAGGUAUUGUAAGGAAGAGUCCUCUUAUCACAAAAAGAGGACCAAUAGGUUCAGUGUAAAGAGGAUAUUUAAAAGAAUGAAAACCUUCAAACUAUACUUUCUCAUUAAAAACAGUAUUAAAUAAUUACAUUCGACAAUGUACGAGUCUAUCUAAUCCCAUUUUUUCCAGUAAAGUUUUUAGGUCCCAUAAAAGCUCCAAAUAGCCUUAACAAUUCAUUCCGAAUGCGAAACCCAUUCCGAUUCGUUCACGCCAAGGCCAUCUCCACCAACCUUUUUUUUGCACCAGGGCCACGACAGAUCUCAUCCCCCGUUCGCCGCCACGUUCCAACCAAAUACGCAGUUCGGAGCGAGGGAACGGCAACACCGUCUGCUAAUGUACCCUCUAGCGGCUGACCUUCAUCGACCUGUACGUUAUCCCCUUCGUGCUCCAGCUCCAACCUUGACCUACUCCACUCACCCCUCGGUUUACAAUAAACGGUCGCUCCGACGGUUCUAAGGCCAGGAGGCCGGGCCCGGGCAUGAAUGGGAGGCAUGGAGAAUUCAUUACCUUCUAUUCCAGUUUCUACCUAUAAAAUUUGCAUUUUGGUAGAAGAUUUAUUAUUUCGUUGGUGACAUACAAAUUGGGCACGUUCGUAAAAUUUGUUACAGGUGCAAGCUGGAUUUUUAUACGAUGAAGAAUCCUAUUCCAUUCCUGUUUUAAGGUCGAAGUGAUUCAACCAGCCGAGCCUACGGGUAAGUUACUUAUUAAUAUACACUUUACAGUGUAGAUUUAAACGACCUUUUGCGUGUAAUAUCUGGUGUCGCUGGAAACACUCCAUUUCCCGGUUUUGCCGCGAAAUAUCGCGCUACCCCGUAGAACGCCCUCUCCGAAGGUCCCGUUCAUGCUCCGCCCUCCCAAUGACGCACUUCGUCCUGACGCAACAAUGUGACCUUGCCCGGCGAGUCGAUAUGUUUCUCUUCUCUGACAUUGACCAUCUAUCCCGGCCUGAUUUUAACUCGACGGUACAAUGGUUGGCGCUCGCUCGGUUUAUUGUUCGCAAAACACACGAUUCCAGUUGGAAAAAUACAGAAGUGGCUGUGGAGGAAUUGCAUUACAAACAAGAUAAUGAGGAGGGAAUUAUUGGAACAAUAGGAAAAGCAAAAUGGUCGAUGCUCUAACUUUUAGGGCUUUGUCAGAACAAAUUUGGGUAUGACUGGGAAUUGUUUUAAUAUUCUCUGCA
Molecule: messenger RNA, 2324 nt
Organism: Phyllotreta striolata
Lineage: Eukaryota; Metazoa; Arthropoda; Insecta; Coleoptera; Chrysomelidae
Source: the annotation of a GenBank genome assembly